UCUACCCUGAUGCUUCUCCGUCCUCAUUUUCCCUCCUGUUGUACCUUCAAACAACCCCUAACCUCAUUCUAACUUUUAAAAUGGACCAACCACGGAGCCAGAUCAUCUACCCACCGUCAGACGAAGCUCCCCGCGGCGUAAAGUCCGUCUUUCUCGCGGGCACCACCAGCAAAGUCGACACGAGCGACUGGCGCGAGACCCUGUCCAACUCCCUUUCGGAUGUGCCCAUCACCAUAUACAAUCCGUUCUGCGCUGGCUGGGAUAGCUCAUGGCACGAGGAUAUCGAUUUUACUCCUUACCGCGAGCAAGUGGAGUGGGAGCUCGAAAAGCAGGACAAGGCCGAUAUUGUCGUCACAUACUUCCACCCGGCUAGCCAGGCGCCCAUCAGCUUGCUCGAGUUUGGACUUUGUGCGCGGGUUCCAGGAAAGGCUAUCGUUGUCUGUCCCGAGGGGUACUGGAAGAGAGGGAAUGUGCAGAUUGUGUGCAAGAAAUUUGGGGUCGAGAUGAUAGAGAAUGUUGAUGAGCUGAGAGAGGCAAUUGUGAAGAGGUUGUCUGUUGCCACUUAGCUCUCUAGCACCAUUCCCUGAAGAGCGAGAAUGGGCCCUGGAAGACAGCGGAUGGGAUUGUAGCAUCUCGGCGUUUUAAGCGAUUCUUUGUUACUACUACCCUUACUGUAUUGGGAAUGCCUAGAGCUAUACUGCUUACUUGUAUGGGUAGUCCACGAAUUGUAAAUUGACCCAGGGUCGGGCAUGUACAUAAGCUUCUGUUAUUAUGAUAUGACAUACCCUUGAACUCGCCUGUCCAAUCUAAGUACAUAUACCUAACCCACCCAGAUAUCACGUUGUUGCCUGCAAAGCGAGGCAUCCAGGCUACCGUGCCGAAAAGGGUAAACUGUGUUUCAGCACGGGAUU
Aspergillus alliaceus is the source of this 911-nucleotide messenger RNA. RefSeq names its product nucleoside 2-deoxyribosyltransferase domain-containing protein. The transcript has a single exon. Lineage: Eukaryota; Fungi; Ascomycota; Eurotiomycetes; Eurotiales; Aspergillaceae. Bases 81 to 566 code for a protein of 161 amino acids. The record is from RefSeq and is a predicted model, not a curated record.